Molecule: messenger RNA, 777 nt
Organism: Angiostrongylus costaricensis
Lineage: Eukaryota; Metazoa; Nematoda; Chromadorea; Rhabditida; Metastrongylidae
Source: the annotation of a GenBank genome assembly
AUGGAUCCUGAGCUUUUGCGUCAGCGUGCUGCAUUCCAGAAACAAGCGUCAAGGACGGUUUCGGUACAGCAACGUCCUCAGAUUCAAUUGAAACGACAUCUUAGUCAACAACAGUGGCCAUUGUCGUUACAAGAAAUACUGGACGAAUUGCAAGUAUAUGAUCUGUCUAAAAGAUCGGAGGCUUGGCUUAAGGAGGCACUUCCGAAGAAUCCAAGGUUAACGUACGAUGAGGAGUCGAAGUUCUCAUACAAACCUCCAUAUAAGAUCAAAGGAAAGACGUCAUUGGUAGCAGUGGCAAAGAAGCACCAUGAAGAUAUACGUGGAGGUAUUUUGUUGUCUGAAUUAAACGAUUGCAUUCCAAAUGGGGAAAAGGUGUUAGAGAGCGAGGGAUAUCCUGUCUUAGAGACCGAAAGGGAGGGUGACGGUCCAACAUUUACUGAUGACAGAAGAGGGCAGGCUCUCAGUGACCAGAUUAUUGUGGUACCAACUCAAGUGAACAAACGAAAGGACAAAGUGUUUUUCUACAACGACCAAGAAUUUGACAUUUUUGUGGAGGAAGAAUUUAAGCAGAUUUAUCGGAAAGUGUCUGUAGAUCAUUUGGAUGAGAAGAAAAUUGAAGAGUAUCUGCAAAAACACGGAAUCGAUACAAUGAAGGAUCUUGCUCCGAAGAAAAUUGGCAUGGGACCGUUGAAACGAAAGACUCCAAAACGCCGUCAUAAUAUUAAAGUUCAGAACCAGCAUUUGGAAGGUGUACUGGAAGAUUAUGAAGAGACAUGA